Messenger RNA from Ruditapes philippinarum (Manila clam), 1054 nucleotides. RefSeq lists its product as uncharacterized. The transcript is spliced from 7 exons. The record is from RefSeq and is a predicted model, not a curated record. Gene Ontology annotation, cellular component: trans-Golgi network. The coding region runs from base 289 to 741 and encodes 150 amino acids. NCBI's taxonomy places the organism in Eukaryota, Metazoa, Mollusca, Bivalvia, Venerida, Veneridae.
GUAUUUGUGUUUCUAGUCAAGACACGUGAUGUUAUUACGCAGACUCCCCAUGUAUGCGUAGGGAUUAAUGAAUGCAAAUGUCAGUUCCAAGAUGACAAUACAACUAUAGACAUAACCAGUGUAGGGAAAAAUGAUGGAACGGCAAGAUUUCAGGAUGUGUUGUCUAAAGACGGUUAUCUGUAUUCGUACAACCCGUGUGGACCUUUUACCGAGUUCAGCUGUAUUAACGCUGCAGUGUGUCGGAAAGACCGGAUAACGGGUAAGACGGAGGUGACGGGCUAUGCCGAGAUGCCACAGUUCACAUAUGACGAGCUUACCGGGGAUACAGUUAUAGGUUAUACUGCUGGAGCACUUGGAAAUGUACAUACAUUUGUAUAUUUAAUGUGUGAUGACAAUCCCCGGCCGGGACCACCACAGUUCUAUCCAAAUGGAACUAUAAGUGAAAACUUGUAUGUGUUAAUGUUGUACACGCCAUGCGCAUGCGGGAACAGAUGUGAUGCUAACGGGGUUAUAGGUCAAAAAGGCUCGGACAAAUUCACUCUUGGUGUUGGAUACCUUAUUCUCAUAGGGGUAAUUGGAGUGGUACUGUUGUAUUUUGUGAUCGGUGCCUUGAUAAUGAAAUAUUGUAAAAAGGCGACGGGUCGGGAAAUCAUUCCAAACAGCUCUUUCUGGUGCGGUCUUCCUAGCAACAUCAAGAGAGGCUGUAUGUCAAUGUGCGGACAGAGCUAUGAGAAAAUGUGAUAAACCGGUUUUAUGCUUAGAUGCACUUGAACACCACUAUGUACAAUUUAUAAAAAGUGCGGUUUGUUUGUAAUACUGAGAUUUUGUUUCACUACAGGUUUGUUUGUAGUAUACAAUGUACAUAAAUGUUUAGUUAAACUACAGUUUUAACAAUGUACAUAAAUGUUUAGUUAAACUACAGUUCUUUUUGCAAUAUACAUUAACAUGCUUUGUUUGUUAAACUGAUAAACGUUAUUUAAACCACAGUUCAGUUUUUAAUAUACAUAAAUGUGUUGUUAUAGUUUUGUUUGUAAUAUACAUUAACAUUUUCUUA